CGCCCUUAGAACCCGCGGCCGGGCCGCCCCGCCCUGGAGCCCUCGGCGCAGGAGGGGAGGGCGGGGCGGGGCGGGGCGGGGCGGGUCCACAAGCCGAGCUCGCGCAUCUGCCGCGCCCGCUUCAGCACCUUUUGCUGUCCGCUGCAGUGGUCGACUCCUCCUCCAGGUGCUGACUACUCCGAUGCUGGUUUCCAAUUGCCUUGAUUAAAGUAGAAACAAUCUAUGGCUUGGAUGACUUACAUUUCACAUUGGUUUGAGCAAGAUGAUUGGUAUGAAGGACUACAAAGAGCAAACAUGUCCCAGGUAAGGCAGGUGGGACUGCUGGCUGCUGGAUGUCAGCCCUGGAACAAAGAUGUGUGUGCAGCCAAUGGAGAUAGGUUUGCAUACUGUGCGACCCUGGCCAUCUAUGUUUAUCAGUUGGAUCACCGUUAUAAUGAAUUCAAACUUCACUCAAUUAUGUCUGAACAUAAAAAAACAAUCACAGCUAUCUCUUGGUGUCCACAUAAUCCCGAUCUGUUUGCAAGUGGCAGUACCGAUAAUUUAGUGAUCAUUUGGAAUGUUGCAGAACAAAAAGUCAUUGCUAAACUGGACAAUACAAAAGGGAUGCCUGCCUCUCUUAGCUGGUGCUGGAAUGAAGAUGAUGCUGUAGCAUUUGCUUCCCACAGAGGCCCCCUGUUCAUCUGGACCAUCUCAGGACCAGACAGUGGGGUCAUUGUCCACAAAGACACUCAUAGCUUCUUGUCUGAUAUCUCUAUAUUCCGAUGGCAUACCCAAAAAAGGGGGAAGGUUGUCCUUGGUCAUAUUGAUGGAAGUCUAUCAAUUUUUCAACCAGGUAAUAAAAAUCAGAAGCAUGUUCUGAGACCUGACUCUCUUGAAGGGACAGAUGAAGAGGAUCCAGUUACAGCCCUGGAAUGGGACCCACUAUCUACUGAUUAUCUCCUUGUGGCUAAUUUGCAUCAUGGAAUUCGCCUAGUAGAUUCCGAAUCACUUUGUUGCAUAACAACAUUUAAUCUUCCCAGUACAGCAGCUUCUGUACAAUGCUUGGCCUGGGUUCCCAGUGCUCCUGGGAUGUUUGUAACAGGAGAUUCUCAAGUGGGUGUUUUGCGCAUCUGGAAUGUUUCAAGAACAACACCUGUUGAUAAUAUUAAAUUAAAGAAAACGGGAUUUCACUGCUUACAUGUACUUAAUUCUCCGCCAAGGAAAAAAUUUUCAAUCCAGUCCCCAACCAAAAAUCAUUAUACAUCCUCAACAAGUGAAGCAGUUCCACCCCCAACUUUGACCCAGAAUCAGGCAUUUUCUCUUCCUCCUGGUCACGCAGUGUGCUGUUUCUUGGAUGGUGGAGUGGGACUUUAUGACAUGGGAGCCAAAAAGUGGGAUUUUCUUAGGGAUUUGGGUCAUGUGGAAACUAUCUUUGACUGCAAAUUCAAACCUGAUGAUCCCAAUCUCUUAGCAACAGCUUCAUUUGAUGGCACCAUAAAAGUCUGGGAUAUAAACACAUUGACAGCAGUGUACACUUCCCCGGGUAAUGAAGGGGUUAUUUAUUCCCUUUCAUGGGCUCCAGGUGAUUUAAAUUGUAUUGCUGGAGCAACUUCCCGAAAUGGUGCUUUUAUUUGGGAUAUUAAAAAGGGAAAAAUGGUACAACGAUUUAAUGAGCAUGGAAAAAAUGGAAUAUUCUGCAUUUCCUGGAGUCAUAAAGAUUCCAAAAGAAUAGCAACCUGCAGUGGUGAUGGUUACUGUGUUAUUCGAAUGAUUGAUGGUAAAGUACUACACAAAUACAAACAUCCAGCAGCAGUGUUUGGUUGUGACUGGAGCCAAAACAACAAAGACAUGAUAGCCACUGGCUGUGAAGACAAAAACGUCCGCGUCUAUUAUAUGGCUACCAGCUCUGAUCAACCACUGAAAGUGUUUAGUGGGCAUACAGAGAAAGUGUUCCAUGUUAGGUGGUCUCCCUUGAGGGAGGGAAUUCUUUGCAGUGGCUCUGAUGAUGGUUCUGUUCGAAUCUGGGAUUAUACUCAAGAUGCUUGCAUAAAUAUUCUGAGUGGACACACUGCACCUGUGAGGGGAUUGAUGUGGAACACUGAGAUCCCAUAUCUAUUAGUAUCUGGCAGCUGGGACUAUACUAUAAAAGUGUGGGACACUCGAGAAGGAGCUUGUUUGGAUACUGUGUAUGAUCAUGGUGCAGAUGUAUAUGGUUUAACGUGCCAUCCAAGCCGCCCCUUCACUAUGGCCUCUUGCUCCCGUGACUCUACAGUGAGACUCUGGUCAUUAACACCUCUAAUCACCCCUUUACAAAUAAAUAUUCUGGCCGACAGAUCUUGGGAAGAAAUUAUCGGGAACACGGAUGGCGCUAUAGAACACGGCACGCCUCCCCUGCUGUGUGGCAAAGUGUCAAGAGAUAUUAAACAGGAAAUAGAGAAACUGACGGGUAAUCCUCGCAUGAAAAAACUAAGAUGGUUUUCAGAAUGCUUAUCACCUCCAGGGGGCAGUGACAAUUUGUGGAACUUAGUUGCUGUGAUCACAGGGCAAGAUGACAGCUUACUUCCUCAGAACUACUCUAAAGGAAUAAUGCAUUUGAAACAUCUCGUUAAAUUCAGAACAUCUGAAGCACAAGAACUAACCACAGUCAAGAUGUCUAAAUUUGGUGGUGGCAUUGGUGUCCCUACUAAAGAGGAAAGACUGAAGGAAGCUGCCGAAAUAUACUUGAGAUUAGGACAGAUUCAGAGAUAUUGUGAACUGAUGGUUGAACUUGGAGAGUGGGACAAAGCCUUGUCAGUUGCCCCAGGGGUCUCUGUGAAAUACUGGAAGAAGUUGAUGCAGAGGAGAGCAGAUCAGUUAAUCCAGGAAGAUAAGGAUGAUGUCAUUCCAUACUGCAUAGCCAUUGGUGAUGUGAAAAAAUUAGUCAAUUUUUUUAUGUUGAGAGGCCAGCUUAAAGAAGCCCUGCUUGUUGCACAGGCCGCCUGUGAGGGAAAUAUGCAAACCUUCCAUGUUCCUACACCUAAAGGAUCUUCACAUUCUGAUGAUAUCUACAAGGAAGACUUUAAUGAACUCCUGCAGGAAGCCUGUAAAGAGCUGGCAGAAUGGUAUUUUCAGGAUGGCCGCGCAGUCCUGGCAGCGUGUUGCCACCUCGCUGUAGAUAAUAUCGAGGUGGCCAUGGCAUACCUGAUUCGUGGAAAUGAGUUGGAGUUGGCGGUCUCUGUGGGUACUGUACUGGGAGAGCCUGCAGCAUCAGCAACCCACUAUGCCCUGGAGUUAUUGGCAAGAAAGUGCAUGAUGGUUCCAACAUGCUUUCCAUCUGUUGGAUACAGGAAUUUGGCAGCGGAUCUUCUCCUAAUGAUUCCUGAUAGUGAACUACAGUUAGUAAAACUCUGUGCUUUUUACCCAGGGUGUAUGGAAGAAAUAAAUGAUCUUCAUGCGAAGUGCAAGCUACCCACAGUAAAAGAAUGUAUGCGGUUAGCUGAGAUGACCCAUGCUGAUGGCAAUCUGUUUGAAACUAUCAAGUACUACUUGUUAAGUCAAGAACCUGAAAAAGCCCUUCCUAUUGGUAUUGACUUCAUCAAAGAAUACAUCAGUAGUUCGAAUUGGACUUUGGAUACCAUUUACCCCAUUCUUGACCUAUUGAGUUAUAUUCGUACUGAAAAAUUAGUCUUGCAUACAUGUACUGAAGCACGAAAUGAACUGCUGAUACUAUGUGGCUAUGUUGGUGCGUUGCUGGCUAUCAGAAGACAGUACCAAAGCAUCGUUCCUGCACUUUAUGAGUACACAAGUCAGCUGCUAAAACGUCGGAAGGUGUCGGUGCCUUUAAAAAUUGAACACCUUUCUGAGGAAUUGGAUGCGUGGAGAGCUUGCACACAGUCCACCAACCCAUCAUCAGAAGAGUCUUCAUAUACACCUCCUUCUGAUUCACAAAGAAUGGUUUAUGCAACUUUACUAAAGAGGCUAAAAGAAGAACCACUCAGAGGAAUUGCUGGACCAGAUUAUGUGACUGGAUCAAAUCUUCCCAGUCAUUCCGAUAUUCACAUCUCUUGUCUCACAGGAUUAAAAAUCCAGGGCCCCGUAUUUCUUCUUGAAGAUGGGAAAUCCACGAUCUCCUUGAAUGAUGCUUUGAUGUGGGCAAAGGUGAACCCAUUCUCACCUUUGGGGACUGGCCUACGACUCAACCCAUUUUGAUAGAAAGUUUUUUCCUCGGGAUGAUUGUUUUUUUUAAAGACCUUUUGUGGUUAGUAUUACCUUAACCUUUGUUAUCCAAGAGCCAAAGCUUGGGAGGAGGUGAGGGGGCCGUGGGGACUCACACUUGAUUUUAUUCAUUAACUUCAGAAAAUAAAAUAUUUAUAUAAUUUCAAGGA
Molecule: messenger RNA, 4343 nt
Organism: Phacochoerus africanus (Common warthog)
Lineage: Eukaryota; Metazoa; Chordata; Mammalia; Artiodactyla; Suidae
Gene: WDR17
Product: WD repeat domain 17
Exons: 31
Coding region: 223-4167 (1314 amino acids)
Molecular function (GO): protein binding
Source: RefSeq, a predicted model, not a curated record